This is a messenger RNA of Stegostoma tigrinum, 4040 nucleotides long. RefSeq names its product SH3 domain-binding glutamic acid-rich-like protein 3. The transcript is spliced from 3 exons. Bases 67 to 345 code for a protein of 92 amino acids. Gene Ontology annotation, cellular component: cytoplasm. The record is from RefSeq and is a predicted model, not a curated record. NCBI's taxonomy places the organism in Eukaryota, Metazoa, Chordata, Chondrichthyes, Orectolobiformes, Stegostomatidae.
CAUGGCGUAGCGUUUCUCGGAUGUUACUGUCAGUAUUGAGAGCGAGAGCAGCAGAGACAGAGCAAGAUGAGUGUGAAAUUGUAUUACACCACUGUGACCGGCUCUAGGGAGGUGAAAUCCCAGCAGGCAGAGGUGAUGCGAGUCAUGGACAGUAAAGGCAUCACAUAUGAAAUGAUUGACAUUGCACAGAAUAACUCUUUAAAGGAAGAGAUGAGGACCAAGUCAGGAAAUCCUAGAGCCUUGCCUCCUCAAAUCUUCAAUGGUGAACAGCACUGUGGGGGUUACGAGGACUUUGUAGAGGCCGUGGAAACGACCGAUGUGCGGAAGUUCCUGAAACUCGACUGAGAUCUUACUUGCGCCCAAUUAGCCAGAGGCAGAGCGUGGAGGCUGCCUGAAGCAACUUGCUGCCCUGCGUGUGGAUCCAGCUGUGUUAGUCUUUUAGAAACCAUAACAGCUUCUCUGCCUCGCUACUUUAUUGGGAACUUGCUGCCCAUUCGCCAAUUCUAUUGUAUUGUAAACUGUUAAUGAUUUAAAAAUUAGUCAUUCCGCCACCGAAUUAAAACCAAUCCAUUCCUUGGGGUGAGGUUGCUGGCUGAAGGAUACAAAGCCAUGGAGCAGGGCGAGGGGAGGGGUGGGGAGGGGAGGUUUGAGUGACUCUCAGCUCAGGCAAACCCAGUAGUUUGGAAAGUCACUGCAUGGGACCAAUCCAUAGAUUGCGUUUCUCAUCUGUUCUUAGAUAUUUGUCCAACUCCUGAAUGGAAAAAGCUCCACUUUGUUUUCAAUAGGAAUGUGCUGUUCUGGGUGGGUUCAAUUCCUGGAAACUGGCCUCUUAAUUAAACAAAGGGAAAUUUGGUUCAUUGAGUCUGGUGAAGGUAAAGGGUUCCUGGGUGAUGAGAGGGGAGGAAGUCCAGGCUAGUGGAAAGAAUGUUGUUUUCAUUCUCUCUAGGGUGAGAGCAAUUGUUGGAGUGAAUCAACGAUGUGUUGAUAUUGAGACUAAAGGCACAAAUUGGGAGGUUGUAGGGUGGUAACUGCUCUAAAGAAAUGGUCAAGUUUAGCAUUGUCUUGUUACCGUUUUAAACAUGGUGAUUAGCUCUGAUAACCUGGCAGUUAGGGAAGACAUUACAGCAUUGCGACCCCAGGCUGUGAAAAUGAUCACUAUCCUGUGAUUAGGCAGUUUCAUGGGACGGACGGGGUUUAAAUGUUGGCUGCUCUUCUCCAUACAUUAGGGAAGUGGGCAUUGCCCCUGUAUGCUAGUGUUUCUAUUGGGAGUACUUUCCAGACUCAGUGCAUGGAUAGUUUGUGGAUUGUAGCCACUUUGGGAAUCCAGAGUCGUUAUUACAGCCCUGAGUUUGUGCAAUUGUCCCGUGUUCUUUUAGGAUUUUGAGUGCCAUUGGUUGGUAAACCAACAAUCACGGUCCAAGACAUUCAGUUCUUACUUCCUUUUAAAAAUGUACUAUCUCUCAGAUCUAGCAACACUCUGCCAUUGAAAAUACAGAAUUCCUCUACCUCUAAUCUGCCUGGUACUUUCUCUUUUAUGUUCAGUGCUUUGACCAGCUCUAUCUAAACAAAAUUGGUGAUUUAUUGUUCUGGCUGAUUUGUCAUGGCAGUGAAAGGGAUACACACAGAUCAUUCAGCAAAUGCUUCACUGUAAUAUAUACUGCCUUUGUCUUUGUCUCACUCUCUUGACUGUCUCCUUUUUAAUUCUUGUCUUUUUCUUACUUUAUUGUGUUUCUGAUUUUCUCUCUCCCCACCCUGCCCUUUUAAUUUCCCCUCUUCUCCACCCUCAAGUUCUCCUUCUUUGUUCCUAGUCUGGGCCAAUUAGAAAUUCUGCCAAGAUAUUUAAUGUCUUCCAGGAAGAUAUGAAAAUGUUUUGAACCCACAACCGGAGUCUUGCUGCUUUAACAUGUCUCUUGUGUGUUUAUUUUUUGACAACACCAGCGCCUCAUUGAUUCACAGAUACACAAGUGGAGAGGAAGUGAGUGAAGGAGGAGCCAGCUGUGACUGUGUCUGUGUCCAGGAUCAGUGUCAAUAGUAAGGGCUUAGGAUGGAGCUAUUGAGUUUAUACAGGAGGCUUUGACAAUGCAUACACAGUGAGACAGAUCCAGGACAGCAAGUUGCGAGUUGGACCAGACUGAGUGAGUUCUGAACCUGGGCAUGUGUGUGAAAUUAUUGAGAUGGAGGCUGUGCUGGGAAACCUGAAGGGAAAUGGAAAAUACAUUUAACGUGGAGGCUCUGGAAGGAGGUGAGAUUUCAAACAGCUGUACGAUUUGCAGCAGCUGCUCGAGUCCUCCGGCCAAUUUCUAGUCCAGUCACUUGUAGCUGUGACAAACCCUUGCAUGUCAUCAUCGUCAUUGUAAAUCUGAGGGGACGGGAUAGUGUGACCAAGACCUGGUUUUGGCCUGGCUCUGAUUCUAAGAUUCUGCGUGCACACCAUCAUCCUCACCCUCCAAGCUUGUGCUGAAUUCUCCCAGCUAUUUCUUUUGGCCCUAGUAUGUAAUCCGGUGACAAUUAGCAGUGAAGGAUCCUGGCUGGUGGAGGAAUGGGGAACCGUGUUUAACACUGGAACCCUAACUCGCCUGGGAAUUUAAAGGGAUCCUGUGUAGAAUCCAGGGAUGUACACAUUUGAGGCGGGGAUGGACCAAGGUGGGGGAAAUGCCACUGACACCCAGGCCAGAGAAUUGUACUUAACUUGGGAUUUCAAAGUGGAGCCUUUGCUUUCAGGGUUUGGGGCAAUCCAUCCCCUGAGGGAAAUACAGGGGAGGGCAAGGGGACUGUCAGGUGGGCAAACAAUUCUCUGGCACCACCGGUAGAAUAUUGAUAUCUUAGGUUUAUACCUCUGUGGCUCUGUGCAGAUGGUUUCAGUUCCUGGUAAACAAUCCGCUCUUCCUCAAUCUCCUCGGAUGCAAAUUAAAGCCAGGCACUUGGCAGUUCUCCCACUUUCUCUGAAUUGAAUCAUUGCCUCAGUGUUUCAACAUAAACAAACAGAAAUAUAUUUUAUAGCAGCGGGACUGGAUUUUGGAAGUUGUUCAAGUGUUGAGCAACAGAAAGUCCACAGUUCACUGAUUAAGAUGUAUUUGUAUUAUUUUGCAAUAUCAGUUAAGAUGGUAGAGAAAAGCCCCAUUCUCUUCUUUGAAAUAGAGAUAAUUUAUACUAACUUGAGAGGCCAGAUGGGUCUUCAGUUGAACUUCUCAUCUAAACUAUGCUGCACAAUUCUGUACUGCAGCAUGAGUCAGCCUGGACUGUGCGGUCACCAUUCUGGAUUGGGGUUACUGUCUGUCACUCAGACAAACACAACCCAGAGUCAGAAAUGGCACUGCUUUCCAAAAAUGAUAUUUUGUCGGUACCUUGGGCAGCAAUCAAUUUGGGAAAGGAGAUACGUGCCCAGAUCCCUCCUUUCUCUGGCCCAGUUAUGUCACUUUUGGCAGCGGAGCAAAUUUGAACUUCUGCCUGUGUGCUGUUGAACACUUACAUUUGAUCCAUGUUUUGAUUCAAUCUGAUAACAGUUUUACUCUCUUCCCUUUUGCCAUGAUGCUAUGGACUGCAUAUAUUCAAAGUAUUUCUAUCUCUUCGGGAACCUGUAGGUCUCGUAGAAAGAGCAGAAAUCAACUUGGUUAUGACCAGAUGGAGCAUCAAGAGUGGAGAUCCCAAGACCCCUUUCUUGGUUGAAAUUACAUGUCAUUUGUCCAACACAGCGCUGGAUAUUAGCUGGGAUGGAAAGGUUUUAAUUAUUGUGUCAGUGAUAACUGUAAUCUGGGGACAGAGAAGGUGCGGAGACUGAGAGCUUGGAUUGUUUUGUGGUUUUAUAAUUAUGGUCUUGUUCUUUGCAGCUGUACAGAGGGGGAAUUUAUCUAAGGCUCAUUGCAAAUCAUUCUGCGUGAUUUUUAUAAAUUGGAGAAUGAGAGCAUGACUUACAAGUUUAUAAUUUGUUGCCCAUCCCCAGUUAUUCUUGAGUAGGCAGUGGGAAAGCCACGGCCUUUAAUUGUUGCUGCGGUCCAUAUGGUACACUGACAAUGUGUUGUUAAAGCAAUCCCUUCACGUCC